AUGGUUAAAGGGAAGUUGACAUCUUGGGAAGAUCAAUUGCCUUUAGUUGAAUUUGCUUAUAAUAGAGUCAUUCAUAAUACUAUUGAUGAGAAUGUGAGGCCUCGCCUUGAGAAGAAGAACCAAGACAUGGCCAAAGCAAAUAAGGGCCAGAAAAGAGUUGUGCUUGAAUCAGGAGAUUGGGUUUGGGUACACUUCCGCAAGGAGACAUUUCCAAACAAAAGAAAGACCAAGUUGAUGCCAAGAGGAGAUGGUCCAUUUGAAGUACUUGAGAGGCUCAAUGACAACGCCUAUAAAAUUGACUUCCCUCCGGAAUGUCAAGUCCACAACACUUUCAAUAUUUGUGACCUUUCUCUCUUUGAUGUGGAUGAUCAAGACCCCUUAAAUUUGAGGACAAAUUCUCUUCAAGAAGGGGAGAAUGAUGCAAUCCAAGUUGCCUCAAGACCAUUCACAAGGAGUCAAGCACGUGACAUUCAAGCUUUUCAAGGGAUGUUUAUAAAGAUGGACGUGUUGAUAUCUUCCCAGGGAUCCCAAGUGUUGAUGAUUGCAUAG
This is a messenger RNA of Lycium ferocissimum, 549 nucleotides long. RefSeq lists its product as uncharacterized. NCBI's taxonomy places the organism in Eukaryota, Viridiplantae, Streptophyta, Magnoliopsida, Solanales, Solanaceae. The record is from RefSeq and is a predicted model, not a curated record. Bases 1 to 549 code for a protein of 182 amino acids. The transcript has 2 exons.